AUGUCGGAAUAUGCCUACCUCUCGCCUGCGAGCAGCUCAUCGCCCUCUGAGACCAUGCCAUCACCAUCCAACGCUCAGGCGAGAUCUGGAAAUAGACGGAGCCAUACAAAAUCUCGGAUGGGCUGUUUGACUUGUAAACGACGACACAUCCGAUGCGACGAGAGUUAUCCCCAGUGCCAAAACUGCACAAAGCACAAAGUCAAAUGUUCGUUCCACGAUACGCCAUUGCAAGAAGAGCUGUUAGUGCAAAUGCUACCGCAAGACCAGCAAAUUCGACCCUCGUCAGCGCCCAAGUCCCGACGGCCGUGGUCAGCCAAAGCUAGGGCAGAGGUGAGGCAGUGGCGGAGGACAGGGUCAAUGCCCAUCCCAGAUGCGCGAAUUAGAAUCUUCUUGCAACCGACAAUAUACUCCGAAGACGAUUUAUGUUUUAUUUACCAAGCUGCAAGCAACCAGCACAGACUUACGAAGAUGGGCGUAAACGAUUUGACCAUCAUAUCUUCUUAUUUGCCAAGCUUCUUCCGCAUUAUUUCCUCAUCUCGAUUGGCGAUGAAUGGAGUUCUAGCUCUUUCAGCGUACCAGGUCGCCUCAGUUACUCAUUGCCAACAUGCCCGAAGAAAAGAAUAUCAAUAUCAGAUGCUGGCCAUCCAAGACCUCAGGAAGUGCCUUUCCAACUUUGGCCCUGAGCAUGCAGACGGGGCACUGGUUGCGUCAAUGGCACUUCUGUGGCUUUGUGAAGAUAUGCUUAGGACAAGUCGAAGACAGAUCUCUGAAGGAAUUUCUGCUAUAAUACAAGCCUGCCGCAGGUUGGGUCACCAAUCUGCGUUUUACCAUAUGAUUGCCAAGGCUUGGCACCCACCGUCUCAUUGGCACACCAGCCAAAAGCCGAGUAGCGAGAGAUUCAACAGGUUGCACCACAUCAUAAGCGAGAUGCACAAGUUUAGGGCCAUCCUCAAAGAACAGGAACCCGACGGCGACACAUGGCGUCAGCUGCGGCUACUCAUCACUUUGGCGGAGGAUCUAACCAAAAUCGAUUCUUCAACGCCCGCGGAGAAGCAGUUCGAACGGAUCAGAAUGCUACGAGACUACAAACUGUGGCUGCCCCUGAACGACUUAUUGGCCGGAAAGAACGUCUCCGGCACGUUGAUGGUCAACGCCUACUUAUAUACCAUAGCUCUGUUUGCCCAGCGGCAUUCAGCUCAAGCCUAUAUGAUCGAUAUGGGAGUUGACUUACGGGGUUUGCUGGAGGAGACAUUACGACAGGUUGCUCCUAUAAAAUCACAUGCUGGUUUGAUUCAUAGUCUUAGGGCUCUUGCAUCCUCCAUCUAA
Messenger RNA from Fusarium sp. VM40, 1326 nucleotides. Lineage: Eukaryota; Fungi; Ascomycota; Sordariomycetes; Hypocreales; Nectriaceae. The record is from the annotation of a GenBank genome assembly.